This is a messenger RNA of Raphanus sativus (radish), 1390 nucleotides long. RefSeq names its product ALA-interacting subunit 1. The record is from RefSeq and is a predicted model, not a curated record. Lineage: Eukaryota; Viridiplantae; Streptophyta; Magnoliopsida; Brassicales; Brassicaceae. Gene Ontology annotation, cellular component: Golgi apparatus; plasma membrane; endoplasmic reticulum. Bases 184 to 1236 code for a protein of 350 amino acids. The transcript has 8 exons.
CAAAACAGCCAUGGGACUGGGAGGAGAGGAGAGGAUCUACGAAACUUCGAUUUGGGGGUUUUCUUUUCUUCUAGAUCCUAGCUAAUUCGUCUAAAGACGUCGCCUUUUGACGACGACGACGACGACCCUUUCUCUCUUUUUCCUCCGCCUUCCUCCCACGCACAACAAAUCUCUCCCUCAGAUAUGCCUUCCAAUACGGCGUCGUCUAGCUCCGCCCCCGCCGGAUCUGCAGAUUCUUCCUCCUCCCGUACAAAAUCCAAACGACCCAAGUAUUCGAAGUUUACACAGCAGGAGCUCCCUGCUUGCAAGCCGAUUCUCACGCCUGGUUGGGUGAUUCUGACUUUUUUAGUCAUUAGUGUGAUCUUCAUUCCACUCGGAGUUGUUUCGCUUUUCGCUUCCCAGGAUGUUGUCGAGAUCGUUGAUCGGUAUGAUAAUGAUUGCGUACCGACGCCUGCUAGGGCUAACAAGGUUGCUUAUAUUCAAGGAGGUGCAGACAAAUCUUGUAACCGGACACUAGUGGUUCCUAAGAAGAUGAAGCAGCCUAUCUACGUUUAUUACCAGCUUGAGAACUUUUACCAGAAUCACCGCAGGUAUGUGAAAAGCAGGAGUGAUGCGCAAUUGAGAAGUGUAAAAGAUGAGAACCAAAUCGAUGCUUGCAAGCCUGAGGAUGAUGCUAAUGGGCGGCCGAUUGUGCCGUGUGGUCUGAUUGCUUGGAGUCUCUUUAAUGACACAUACGCUUUAUCCAAAAACAACCAGCCUUUGAAUGUAAGCAAGAGAGGCAUUGCGUGGAAGAGUGAUAGGGAACACAAGUUUGGCAAAAAUGUGUUUCCCAAGAACUUUCAGACGGGCAAUCUCACCGGUGGUGGCAAGCUAGAUGAAAAUAAAUCGCUGAGUGAGCAAGAGGAUCUGAUUGUGUGGAUGAGAACCGCAGCUUUGCCAACGUUUAGAAAACUGUACGGGAAAAUUGAGAGUGACCUGGAGAAAGGUGAUACCAUAAACGUGAUUCUGAAGAACAACUACAACACGUACAGUUUCGAUGGGAAGAAGAAGCUUGUUCUGUCGACAACUAGUUGGCUCGGUGGAAAGAAUGACUUCCUCGGCAUUGCUUACCUCACGGUUGGAGGAAUCUGUUUCUUCUUGGCACUUGUAUUUACCAUCAUGUAUCUUGUGAAACCAAGGCGACUUGGAGAUCCUACUUACUUAUCCUGGAACAGAGUUCCCGGUGGUGGUCGGUAAACAAAGACUCUUUAUGUAAAUCUCUUUAUCUAUGAUUGUAAUUUUUAGCCAAAAACUGCGAGUGAUAGUUUGUAUUUAUAGAUGUGUAAGUGUGCAUGAUGAUGUUACAGUUGAAAGAUGCCCACCAUGAUUGAUACUUCCUAUUACCUUUCUC